Messenger RNA from Hordeum vulgare subsp. vulgare (domesticated barley), 2333 nucleotides. Its product is annotated as tubby-like F-box protein 7. Bases 409 to 1842 code for a protein of 477 amino acids. NCBI's taxonomy places the organism in Eukaryota, Viridiplantae, Streptophyta, Magnoliopsida, Poales, Poaceae. Gene Ontology annotation, molecular function: protein binding. The record is from RefSeq and is a predicted model, not a curated record. The transcript has 5 exons.
CCACGCACGGUCUCCUUAAAUCCGAUCCACGGAUCACCACCACCAUUACCGCGCCUCCGCUCUCCCCUGCCUUUCCUGCACUCCCAACCACCACUCAACUCAAGGUCGGCACUGCCGCUGCGACUUCUUGGAUCAGAUUUCACUGACGUUGGACCGCGAAGAAGCCGCCGGAUCUUCUCUGAGGUCGGCGCCGAGAUCCGGAGUUGCAAAUCCGAACACUGCGCGAUUUUGAGUUUUGGGGAUCUUGUCUUGCUGGAUAACAGUGCGGCGGAGCCCUCCUUCUCCUUCCUUCCUUGCUGGGACAUUGGCCGUCCGAUCUGUGCUCUGCUCUGUCCACCAGUGGUCGCACUUUUGCUCUUGUCGCCUGCUGCUGUCAGUUACUCGUCAAGAUUUGCACCAAGUCCAAAGAUGACUUUGCGCAGCAUAGUUCGUGAUUUCCGGGAGAGCUUUGGAAACCUGUCAAGGCGGAAUUUUGAGGCGAAAAUUUCGAGCGUCCCAAGCCUUUCGGGCCAUUACAGAGGGAAAUCGCUUGAAUCUGCAAGUGAGCUGCAGGAUAGUCUUGUCACAGACCUGCAAGGCAAUUGGGCUAGCCUUCCUCCUGAAUUGCUUCGGGAUGUGAUGAAAAGGCUGGAGGAAGAUGACAGCAAUUGGCCAUCCCGCAAGGAUGUUGUUGCUUGCGCUUCUGUUUGUACAACUUGGAGAGAGAUGUGCAAGGAUAUAGUCAGGAAUCCAGAAUUUUGUGGAAAGCUCACCUUUCCCGUAUCUCUUAAGCAGCCUGGAUCUCGAGAUGGUUUAAUCCAAUGUUUCAUCAAAAGGGACAAGUCAAAACUAACUUAUCGUCUGUACCUGUCCCUAACUUCUGCUGUGCUUGAUGAUAAUGGCAAGUUCCUACUAUCGGCCAAAAGGAGUCGACGGACGACGUACACCGACUACGCCAUUUCUAUGGAUCCUAAAAAUAUCUCCCGGUCAAGCAGUGGCUACAUUGGGAAGUUGAGGUCAAAUUUCCUUGGCACCAAAUUCAUCAUCUACGACACACAGCCACCAUACAAUGCAGGAAAAUUGUGCCCGCAAGAACGGACCAGCCGGCGGUUCUCCUCCAGGAAGGUUUCCCCAAAAGUUCCGGCGGCAACUGGCAGCUACCCCAUCGCCCAGGUGAACUAUGAGCUGAACGUGCUCGGCACCCGCGGGCCAAGGCGGAUGCAGUGCACCAUGAACUCCAUCCCGACAUCGGCGGUAGACCCCGAUGGUGUUGUGCCUGGCCAACCGAAGGAGCUACUCCCCCGGCUAUUCGAGGAAUCCUUCCGCACCACCGCAAGUUCCAGGUACUCCACGGCAGACCACUCGACGGAUUUCGGCAGCUGCCGCUUCUCCGAGUUUGGGGGAGGGCCUCUGCGAGAAGACGGCGGCGACGACAAUGCGGAGGACAAGGAGAGCCCGCUGGUUCUCAAGAACAAGUCCCCGAGGUGGCACGAGCAGCUGCAGUGCUGGUGCCUCAACUUCCGUGGCCGCGUGACGGUGGCCUCGGUCAAGAACUUCCAGCUGAUCGCCGCACCCGCCCCGCCACCGCCAGCCUCCGGAGGAGAGGCAGCUCCCGAGCCGCCUUCACAGCUGCAACCGCCCCAGCAGCAGCCUACCUCUGCUGCCGCACAGCCCCAGCCUGCUGGCAGUUCCUUGUCGGCUUCGUCGUCGUCCUCCUCCUCGAGCCAUCACGACACGGUGCUCCUGCAGUUCGGCAAGGUGUCCAAGGACACCUUCACCAUGGACUACCGGUACCCGCUGUCGGCCUUCCAGGCCUUCGCCAUCUGCCUGACCAGCUUCGACACCAAGCUGGCAUGUGAGUAAAUAGAUUAUUAGUACGACAGCAGCGGCCAUUCGGUGUUGUCUCUCGGUCAAAAUUCCACGCCGGGGCCCGGGCCUGGGCCUGGGAACGAACAAACCAACGUAUGCAUCAAGUGCAGGGGCAAAUGUCUGUGCAGCAUACAACCACUGUUGGUUCAGUUUCAGUCUGCCUGGUAAAGCCGUUACCACUGUUGGUUCUGCCUGGUAAAAGCUGUUACCAAUAGGUAGGGGAGAUGAUGUGCUUGGUAAAGCUGUUGAUAGGGGUUCAAGGUGUGUGUGGUUCAGGGACAGGCUUCCACUAUGAAAUGUGAUUGCUACCUAUGCAUGUCUGAUGCUGCCUGGGACUGCUAUGAAAUUUGAAGAGAUGUUGAGUUACAAAGUAGUAAGUACUAGGGUGUAGUAGUCUUGCAAGGUUGAGUUGUGUCUCUCAGUUUGUAGUUACUGCUGAAUGCUGACUGAUGUGACCAUGGAUGUAAGAAAUCUUGGAUUAGUCA